AUGGCCGACAAAGAUACAUCUGCUACGAGCGACAAGGAAAAGCUCAGGACGCUAAUGGAUGCUGCUCUGGGGCUUGGUGGCGAGGAGUCGGAGUCAACGGAGCAGCUUCAAGAGGAGCAACCAGCACCCAAGUCUUCCCCAGAGACGCCUCAGAAGAAGCGGUAUCUCCCCCCAACAAAGAGGCCGGAUGCGGCGUAUACCUUUCCUGAGAAACUCAUGAGCUUGAUGCGAUAUGCUGAAGAUCAAGCAGAUGGGUUCUGCAUUGCUUGGCUCCCUGACGGCAAGUCCUUUGUCAUUCGCAACCCAGAUGAGUUCACUCGUCACGUUGUACCCAAAUUCUUCAAGGCCACCAAGUUUUCGAGCUUCACCCGAAAGCUCUAUCGUUGGGGAUUUCGGCAAGUGAACCGUGGUAUUGGGCCUGAUGAUCCUAUUAUCUUUGGCAACGAGCAUUUCCAGCGAGAUAAUGCCGAAGACAUGUCCAAGAUGCGAUCCAUCACCGCUGCCAGUAGCCGCAAGGCGGAGGCUCAGACCAUCUAUGGUGGAGGAAAGAGACCUCUCGAGGGACCGGAAGGACCGAACCACAAGCGAGCCUUGUUGGAUCACUUGAUCCAGCAAAAGGCUGUGAUGAUGAAUACCAAUCCCUCCAUGUACGCUGGCCUGCAAGCUCCUGGUGGGGCCGUGAGCCUCACCAGCGCCCUCAGGCCUAGCCUGGGAUUGGGUGUCUCUCAUCAUCAUCACCACCAUCAAAAUCACUUUCAAGGGGGUCUUCCUGCUAUGAUGUCCAAGCACAUGGACAUGAUGGGACAGCAGAACGGUAACAAUCUCAUGAAUUCUUACAUGCCACAGCAUCAGAACCACGCAGGCAACCCAGCGGGACAGCAAUACCCAAGCACGACUUCUACAGCUGAUAUUGUCAAUGCUGCCAUCUCUGCUUUGCGUUAUGCCUCGUAA
This is a messenger RNA of Seminavis robusta, 951 nucleotides long. Lineage: Eukaryota; Bacillariophyta; Bacillariophyceae; Naviculales; Naviculaceae. The record is from the annotation of a GenBank genome assembly.